AUGUCUGGGAGUGUGUCGAGUUCGCCUGAAGGUUCUUUCCAGCAUGAGAAGCCUUCCCUUGUUGAUGAAUUAGGAACUUGGUUUCACUCAUUGUCUUUCGGGGCCUAUGCUCCGGCUCAGACUUCUACCCUUAUGGCUGUUGCCGCCGACCGGGUUUUCCAUGCCAGUGUAAAUGAUCGGCACUUGAAAGUAUUGCAAGGUGUCGUGGCAAGCAUGAGGGAGGAAGUCCGUGAUUCAGAGGCUGUGCGCCAAGUUCUUUCUGAGCAGGAUUGUAUUGUCGCCUGCCAGAAGGUUGCUUUAGAGGAUCAUGUGGCCACUCUGGAAGACCAUUCAAAAGAAGGGGUAGUUCUUCUAAAUUAUAAAGUUAUCGAGAGCCUGGAAUUUUCCAGUGGGAUCCAGGGUGUUCGUGAUGCAUGUGAGUCCCUUGGAUUUGAAAAGGGGAAGCAACUAAGUGGUUAUUCCACAAGUUCCGGAGAACCUGAAGUCCCAUAUCUUGGCCAUGUUGCGAGAAGGGAUGAAGAGGUGGAUGUCGCUCUAUCAUCCCUUUCUUAG
Messenger RNA from Lactuca saligna, 552 nucleotides. The record is from the annotation of a GenBank genome assembly. Lineage: Eukaryota; Viridiplantae; Streptophyta; Magnoliopsida; Asterales; Asteraceae.